AUGGCACACCGCAUGAACCUGAUCCCCGGAGUCGGUUGCCGGUAUAGAUCCAUAUAUAAGCUAGGCCGGCAGGGGAGAGACGAGGCACUCGAGGGCUCGAGGGUUUACAGAAUACAGGAAGCACGAAAAAGCUUUGGCGACCAAGCAGGUCUCCUAAACCCAAAAAAGAGACACUUAAGAGUCCGAUCUAAAUUCAAUUCAACUCAGCUCGAUUUCAAGCCCAAGGAAAGCACCACCGCGAACCCAGCAACCAGCAACCUCAUAACUGACCUGACACAGAUCAAAAACAUGCAUCAUCUCCUCGUCGCCCUCGUGGCCAUGCUCCCAGCAGCACUAGCAGCAGCUCUCCCCGACCUUAACGAAGACAUCAACAUAACCAUCACAUUCUCCGACGAAGACCUCGGCAUGCCCUUCGCUCCCAUCACGGCAACGUGCGCGGGCGACUACGAAUGCCCUGGCACCGACGUCUGCAGAAACAAGCGCUGCGCCUCAGCUGGCGGACGUAUGGAGAAAGCAGCUGCAGAGGAAGAAGACGCAGCGCAAGCCGUGUUCACGCCGGCGUCGCCGUCGCCACCGCCGCCGCUGACAUCCAAUUUGCAUGACAAGGCUGACGGAUAUGUGCAGACUGCAAGGCCAAGAGACAGUGCAUGGGAGGGUUGCAAAGAUGGAUGCUGUGUUGACAAAGAUGAAGCCUCCUUUAGCGAGGGGCCGGACAUAUAA
Drepanopeziza brunnea f. sp. 'multigermtubi' MB_m1 is the source of this 720-nucleotide messenger RNA. Lineage: Eukaryota; Fungi; Ascomycota; Leotiomycetes; Helotiales; Drepanopezizaceae. The record is from RefSeq and is a predicted model, not a curated record.